Messenger RNA from Camelus dromedarius (Arabian camel), 3407 nucleotides. RefSeq names its product cytoplasmic polyadenylation element binding protein 1 (gene CPEB1). Gene Ontology annotation, molecular function: mRNA regulatory element binding translation repressor activity; translation factor activity, RNA binding; ribosome binding. Gene Ontology annotation, biological process: negative regulation of cytoplasmic translation. The record is from RefSeq and is a predicted model, not a curated record. The coding region runs from base 577 to 2037 and encodes 486 amino acids. Lineage: Eukaryota; Metazoa; Chordata; Mammalia; Artiodactyla; Camelidae. Gene Ontology annotation, cellular component: neuron projection; nucleus; cytoplasm. The transcript has 12 exons.
UCUCCCCCUCCUGGCACGCCAUCUCCGCCUCUGCGCUUGCCUGGAGCUUCCGGUCCGCCCCGCCCCGGCUACCCCAGGACGCCUUUCCCGACGACAGCCCGACCCACGGUGUCUCUCACCCCGGGACCCCCGCCCUGUCUCUUCUCCCCAUUCGGAGAAGUUUCCUGUCGCAGUCCGGCAAGAACGUCGGAAGCGGUUUCCCCAGGGAACUGCGGUCCAAAGAGGCCCCCUGGUGUUUUUGGAACUUUCCGGGAUCCCCGGACGCCGGCGCACCGCCCCCCGCCCCCGACCAGUUCCAACACACGGAACAGCCAGUCUAGAGUGAGCGCGCCUCCUGGAGCCCAAGGAGCGAAGGCUCGGACCGGGGAAGAAGAGGCGGGAAGGAUAAAAGAUUGCUGGGACAACCAGGAAGCACCUGCGCUCUCCACAUGUAGCAAUGCCAAUAUCUUUCGAAGGAUAAAUGCCAUAUUGGAUAAUUCUCUGGAUUUCAGUAGAGUCUGCACUACACCCAUAAAUCGAGGAAUUCAUGACCAUUUGCCAGACUUCCAGGACUCUGAAGAAACAGUUACAAGCAGGAUGCUUUUCCCCACCUCUGCGCAAGAUUCUUCCCGUGGCCUCCCAGAUGCAAAUGACUUGUGCCUUGGCCUGCAGUCCCUCAGUCUCACAGGCUGGGACCGACCCUGGAGCACCCAGGACUCAGAUUCCUCAGCCCAGAGCAGCACACACUCGGUACUGAGCAUGCUCCACAACCCACUGGGCAAUGUCCUGGGGAAGCCUCCCUUGAGCUUCCUGCCUCUGGACCCCCUUGGAUCUGACUUGGUGGACAAGUUUCCAGCACCCUCAGUUAGAGGAUCCCGCCUGGACACCCGGCCCAUCUUGGACUCCCGUUCUAGCAGCCCCUCUGACUCAGACACCAGUGGCUUCAGCUCUGGAUCAGAUCAUCUCUCAGAUUUGAUUUCAAGCCUCCGCAUUUCCCCUCCCCUGCCCUUUUUGUCUCUUACUGGGGGUGGUCCCAGAGACCCUUUAAAGAUGGGAGUUGGGUCCCGGAUGGACCAAGAGCAAGCUGCUCUGGCUGCAGUCACUCCCUCCCCAACCAGUGCAUCAAAGAGAUGGCCAGGAGCUUCUGUGUGGCCAUCCUGGGACCUCCUCGAAGCUCCUAAAGACCCCUUCAGCAUAGAGAGAGAAGCCAGGCUGCACAGGCAAGCUGCAGCUGUGAAUGAAGCCACCUGUACCUGGAGUGGCCAGCUUCCUCCCCGGAACUACAAGAACCCCAUCUACUCUUGCAAGGUGUUCCUAGGAGGUGUUCCUUGGGAUAUUACGGAAGCUGGAUUGGUUAACACCUUCCGUGUUUUUGGCUCUUUGAGUGUGGAGUGGCCUGGUAAGGAUGGCAAGCACCCCCGGUGUCCUCCCAAAGGGUAUGUAUAUCUGGUCUUCGAACUAGAGAAGUCUGUCCGGGCCUUGCUUCAGGCUUGCUCCCAUGACCCACUGAGCCCAGAUGGCCUGAGUGAAUAUUACUUCAAGAUGUCCAGCCGGAGGAUGCGCUGCAAGGAGGUACAAGUGAUCCCCUGGGUCUUGGCCGACAGCAACUUUGUUCGGAGCCCAUCUCAGAGACUUGAUCCCAGUAGGACGGUGUUUGUUGGUGCUCUGCAUGGGAUGCUCAAUGCUGAGGCCCUGGCAGCCAUUCUGAACGACCUAUUUGGUGGCGUGGUGUAUGCUGGGAUUGACACAGAUAAGCACAAGUAUCCCAUUGGGUCUGGUCGUGUGACUUUCAAUAACCAACGUAGCUACCUGAAAGCAGUCAGUGCUGCUUUUGUGGAGAUAAAAACCACCAAGUUCACCAAGAAGGUUCAGAUUGACCCUUACCUGGAAGACUCUCUGUGUCAUAUCUGCAGUUCUCAGCCUGGUCCUUUCUUCUGCCGAGAUCAGGUGUGCUUCAAGUACUUCUGCCGGAGCUGCUGGCACUGGCGGCACAGCAUGGAGGGCCUGCGCCACCACAGCCCCCUGAUGCGGAACCAGAAGAACCGAGAUUCCAGCUAGAGGAGCUGGCCUUGCCCAGUGGCCUGUGACGCCGAAGGCAGGCAGGUCAGGCAGCAGCCUGUACCAUCCUGCCGCUGGCGACCAGGGAGCUGGCUUCCCGAGGACAAGGGAAAAUCGUAGUCACCUUUGCACUUGCUGAAUCUGUCUUUGUUUCUGCACUAAUUAAUGCACAAUGAGUUUUGUCGGGUUUUGUUUUCAGGGGGUGCGCCAGGGCAAGGACCCUCUGGCUCACCCUCCAAGCGACUCUGUAGUUUUCCCAGAUUUUAGUUUCUCAUUUUGCCGAUGAAAAGCAAAAAAGAAAUACGUGUCCAGAAGGUAAUGACACGAUGCCUACAUCUAGGUUUAUUUAUUAAAAGCGCUUUUUUACAUUCCUUGCAAUACUGAUGGUGAUGAUGCGCAGGUCUCAUUGGUUUCAUUCUUGCAGUUGCCAUACAGUGCCUUUCCAUUUAUUUAACCCCCACCUGAACGGCAUAAACUGAGUGUUCAGCUGGUGUUUUUUACUGUAAACAACAAGGAGACUUUGCUCUUCAUUUAAACCAAAAUCAUAUUUCAUAUUUUACGCUCGAGGGUUUUUACCGGUUCCUUUUUACACUCCUUAAAACAGUUUUUAAGUCGUUUGGAACAAGAGAUUUUUUUUUUUUUCUUUCCUGGCAGCUUUUAACAUUAUAGCAAAUUUGUGUCUGGGGGACUGCUGGUCACUGUUUCUCACAGUUGCAAAUCAAGGCAUUUGCAAACAAGAAAAAAAAUUUUUUUGGAUUUGAAACUGGACCGGAUAAACGAUGUUUGAACGGCUGCUGUAUAUAGUUUUAAAUGGUUUAUUGCACCUUCUUAAGUUGCACUUAUGUGGGGGGGAGGGUUGAUAGAAGUUUUUAAUCACAAAGUCACAGGACUUUUUUCUUUUGUAACUGAGCUAAAAAGGGCUGCUUUUUGGUGGGGGCAGAUGAAGGCUCACAGGAGCCCUUUCUCUCAGAGGGGACAAGUACCCUUCCCUUAAUUCUUUCAUUUGAGAAAUGUGUGAAGCAACAGUUUCAGUUUCAGUUUCAGUUGACUGAGAUGCUACUGGAAUUUGAAAACUUGACUUUUCCUUUCUUUCUUUCUUUUUUUUUUUUUUUUUAAAAAACAAAACAAAACUACUUGCCCCUCUUUGGGAAGCUGUGUGCCAAAGAACCAGUGUCAUAACCCCCCCCCCCCCCCCGCUGAGCUGACGUUGCAUUGUUGCAUAUCCCAGCUACUCUGUGGGUUUUGUGAAGCUGUGUGUGAAGUCUCUACCUCAUUGUAGUAUAUGCAGGCAAGACUGCACUCUCCUACAGAUGUGUGGAGUAAGCUGUGGUGUAGUUUUUUUUGGCACAUAAUAAACACGUUGCAGCAGA